This is a messenger RNA of Capsicum annuum, 1042 nucleotides long. RefSeq names its product probable alpha-mannosidase At5g13980. The coding region runs from base 558 to 896 and encodes 112 amino acids. Gene Ontology annotation, molecular function: alpha-mannosidase activity; carbohydrate binding. The record is from RefSeq and is a predicted model, not a curated record. Gene Ontology annotation, biological process: carbohydrate metabolic process. The transcript is spliced from 3 exons. NCBI's taxonomy places the organism in Eukaryota, Viridiplantae, Streptophyta, Magnoliopsida, Solanales, Solanaceae.
AGUGUCUGAGCUAAACUCACGUUUCAAAAAAUUUUAAAAAUAUUUUUGCCAAACUAUUUUGAAAUCUAAAAUGGUUCAAAAAUUCCCUCAUCCUUCCUUUGGUGAAAGGUGGAGGUGCUUGUUCUUUUGGUCCUUCCAUAUGUUUUACUGUGUUAUUUUUGACAAGGCUAUUUGGGAAUUUUUUCACCUACAAGUGGUUGUGAAUUUCUUGUAUGCUUAUGUAUUUCCUUAUUUUGUAUAAGAGUUUUCCUUCAGAAAACUUGACAACUCUUUUUGUAAAGUAGCAUGUUUAUUAGAUACCCUGUGUAGAAUAUACCUACUGGAAAUGUUAGUUAUGUUACUUUGGUGAAUCUUUUCUAGAUUAAUCUUGGACUUUUCCUGAAAGACAAUAACAAUGAGUUCUCACUUUUGGUUGAUAAAUCUGUAGGUGGAUCCAGCCUAGUUGAUGGCCAAUUGGAGAUAAUGCUUCACUGAUUCACUCUCCUCAUUUUUCAAAUUGCGUUUAUCCCUUUUAAUGUUACAAUCUUUUUUCUGUUAACUCAUCACUAUUUGAAGUUAUGAAUAGCAAAUCUCAAGGUAAACGAUGUAUAUGUUCCUUUAGUAGGAGGUUACUCCAUGAUGAUGGAAGAGGUGUUGCUGAAGCACUGAAUGAAACAAUCUGUGCUCUUGAAAAAUGCAUGGGCUUGACUGUUCAAGGCAAGUACUAUAUUUGGAUUAAUUUUCUUGGAGAGGGAGCGAAGUGGCGGCGGUCAUUCGGACAAGAGAUAUAUUCUCCAUUGCUUCUAGCUUUUAUUGAGAAGGAUGGAGAUAAAUUUACAAAAUUCCAAGUUCCAACAUUUACUGGGAUAUAUCCAUCUUACAGUCAGCCAUAUAAUGUUGCAAUAAUCACCCUUUAGGUAUUUAUUGUCAAUUUGAAUGUGUUGUAACACUCUUAUUUAUUCUCUACCCAUUUACUUUUUUCUUUAGUAAAUCUAGGAGCUUGAAGAUCACACUGUCCUCAUCAGAUUGGUUUAUUUAUACGAGGUUUAUGAUUUUCUUCUUG